This is a messenger RNA of Neoarius graeffei (lesser salmon catfish), 1922 nucleotides long. It is a transcript of the gene ppp1r3da, whose product is annotated as protein phosphatase 1, regulatory subunit 3Da. The record is from RefSeq and is a predicted model, not a curated record. Gene Ontology annotation, molecular function: protein phosphatase 1 binding; glycogen binding. The coding region runs from base 200 to 1150 and encodes 316 amino acids. Gene Ontology annotation, biological process: regulation of glycogen biosynthetic process. The transcript has 2 exons. Gene Ontology annotation, cellular component: protein phosphatase type 1 complex. Lineage: Eukaryota; Metazoa; Chordata; Actinopteri; Siluriformes; Ariidae.
CCUCUUGUGUGUGCCUGUUUGGCUGGACACUUCUGCAGGCUUUGCGCAGUUUGAGCAAUGUGUAAGGUUUAAGUGGUGCAGUUUAAUAUAUAUGUAUAUAUAUGACAUUCAUCAUUCUUUUGCCAACGAUGUAAUAUAUAAACACUACUGGAGGAUCUACAGAUGAAAGAAAUAACAAAAUACAUCGGAUCGGAAGUUUAUGGUGUUAAAAAAAAAGCUUUGUUGCACUCUGGAUAUGGCUUAUUCUUCAACACACAGCCAGGAAAAUACAUCCUCAGGAGAAUCAGAUGAUGAGCUAUAUUUUGUUGGGGUGUCAGAUAUCUCAAAGCAAGCUUCUUCUCUGAACCUUAGAGACAAAGCAUGGCCAAACACCAAAGCAGAGAGAAAACCUGUAAAAAUUCGUCCACCUAGUCCCACAACGUCACAACUGAGACCAUUAGGCCAUAGUUUCUCCUGUGAACCCCCUCCCACGCCCAUCAUCCAGAGACGGUCCCAGUCUCUACCGUCACCUUCGGAAAGGCGGAGGCUCAGUCGUAGAAUCGGGGUCCGAUUUGUGGACUCGCUGGGAAUGGACCUAGAAAAUGUUAAGGUUUUCAAAAGUGGAGAAGAUCCGUUUGUACCAGAGCAUGUUUUGUUUAGACUUUUGAUGAAUGCAGAAUUGGCAGCCAACAAGGGCUUGGAGAUUUCUCUACCCUAUUUGAAACCUGUGUUCCCUGAGCAACCUGGUGACUGUUCAAAUUUCCUGGACCGUUUGUACAACCAGCAAGUGUGCUUGGAACGCGUUUUAUGCUAUGAGCCGGGCAUCAUUGGGAUCGUCCAAGUGGUGAACCUGGCCUUUGAGAAAGAGGUUACAAUUCGUUACUCUUUCACAAACUGGAAGAGCUGUGCUGAGUCCAAGGCUUACUGGGUUGCCAAUAAAUACUUGGAAGGCCAUUCAAGUGGAUGUAACUGUGACGGUUUUCGGUUCCAUCUUCCAGUUCCACCGUUCAUCCUCCACCCUGGAGCAGUGCUGGAGUUUGCGAUCUGUUAUAAAGUGCAGGGCAAUCAGUUUUGGGACAACAAUGAGGGACAAAAUUACAAGUUAGUUUGCCAGAGCUACAAUAUUCCUGUGCCCAAGGAAUGUGAACAUAGCAUGAUACAUUUUGUCUGAGUGCCCUGAGACACUGUGCAUAUACAAUCGGUGGCCACUUUAUUCACUACACCUGCCUUUUUAUUUGGUAAACUUAAAUGCACUUUGUAGGUAUACAUUUAGUAAAUUUAGCCUACUUGGAAGCGUUUUUAUAUAUUAAAUUUGGAUGCACUUUGUUAAAAAGAUGAAAAGUUAAUUACCUUUUCAUCACUGUAAAGGGACUAUCACAGGACAGUCCCUGACAAGAUAUAGUAUCAUUAGGGUGGUGGACCAUUCUCAGCAUAUCAGUGACACUAACAUGGUAGUGGUGUGUGUGUGGUAGUGGUAGGGAGUGUCUCAGGUACAGGAAUGUUGCUUAGGUUUUAGCACUAUAUACAUUUAACCUAAUAAAGUGGCCACAAAGUGUUUGCUAUUCACCAGCACGUUUGUUGUAUUAAAAGUGAGUAACAAAUUGUUUGCCAAAACAUCUGACACAGUUUUUGAAAGACUCACAACUCGGGUAUCCAGGUAACUACCCCACUUGUAUACCUUUACAGUUUUAUACAGCUGUGCCAUCAGCCUGACUUUUUAUCACAUGGCAAAAUAUGAUGCAGUAUUUGUGUAACUUGUAAGCUGAAACUACUGAAUAGAAUGCAGAUGAUAUAUUAAUUUUUCUUUACAAAAAAAAAAGUUAUAAACCUCUAAGUCAUUUGCCAAACCCUCUUUUAUCUGAAGUGCCUGGGAAAUAGUUACAGUAUAAGUCGAUAGAUUACAUUAAACUCAGUUUUGUUGAAGCAAUAAAUUAUUUACUCCA